AUGAUGGAUAAUAAAGAAGAAGAAAGUAAAGAUGAUAGAUUAUUUAUAUAUCAAAUAGAAACAAAACAACAACAUAAUAGUAAUAAUGAUUAUCAAUAUGAUUUAACAACAACACAAACUAAUGAUAUUGAUGAUAGCUUAAAAGAAAAGAAUAUAAUAAAGAGAUCAGAAUCAAAGAAGAAAAAGAGAAGUCAUGAUGAUUUUGAACACGGUCAAGGAGAAGAUAUAAUUUAUACGGAGAAUGAGUUAAAGUGUAAAGUGAAAAAAGAGUUGAUUGUAAUUUGUACAAGAUUGGGUAUACAAUCAUCGAUCAAUCAAUUAAAAGAUACAAUCAUUCAACAAAUCAUAAAACAUCAAAAUGAUCAACAAGAGUUUAAAAGCAAGAUGAUUGAUAAUAAUCCAUUAUUAGAUUACAACAAAGGAUCACUUGAAUACUCAUUACCUUGGCCUAUCAUCAGAAGAAUAAUCAGUCAGCUUUGGCAAGAAUCUUCUAUUUGUACUUGUUAUUAUAAUCAACAAAUCGACAAUUUGAUUAAAGAAAAUCAAAAUACGAACCGUUUCAUCUAUCAAAAGUGGCCACUCUGUUUAAUGUUGUGGAAUGAAUCAAGAAUGAAAUGUCCAAUGCACACAUAUCAUUACUUUAAUGAUUUGGAUCCAUCAACCAAUAUUUCCAAACUAAUUGCAUCUACUUCAAACCAAAAAAACAAAUGGAGAUUUCAACUGUUAACCAUUUCAAAAAGAAUCAAUCAAUUCAUAUCAUCAAGAUAUUUGGAUAAUGUUUUGUUGAGACUAAACCAAGACACAUUGAAUCACCUCAACAAUCAAUAUUGUCCAAUUAAAACACCAAAAGUCCUUUUGUUGUAUAAUUCAAAUGACCUAACAUUUAUUGGAGACCAAAACACAACGAUAUUUAAUCAAGUUGAAAAGCUCAAAAUCCAUAGAGUUGACCUCAAACCGCCCAACAACAAGAUAUUACCUAAAAUAUUCAAAAAUAUCAAAUCAAUCACCGCUACCUAUUCAAAUGUAUUGGGCCAUUUGCAAUAUGACCGAUUGUGUCAAAAACAAUUCCUAUCAAGUUUUAAGAAUCUCACAUCAAUCAAUUUACAAUCAUGUCAACAUUUCAACUACAAUAGAGAUGUAUUUUUGACUGCUUUAACAAAAAUAACAACAGGAGGAGGAAUAACCAAAUUAUUACUUCCAAUUGAUUGGUGUGCACUACCAAUUGAUCUUGACACUAAAUUAGCCGACAGUAUUGUCAACAGCAACAUUAUUCCACCACAACAAAUGCCAAAUUUGAAAACAUUUCAUUUUUACAACUAUCAAAUGGUUGGUUACACGUUUAUUGAUACAAAUCUGACAACUAUUGUUGACCACUCUCAUAAUGGUUGUCCAAACAUCAAUCCAUUUAUCAACAACAUUCCACCAACCAUUUCAACAAUCAAACUCAAAUCUGGUGAUGAGAUUCUUAAACCUUUACUUGCUUGUGGUUUGUUGAUAUUCAAUAUCAACAAAGUAUUAAUUGACAGUAUAUACGAAAUGACUGAUCAAAUGAUCAAUCAAUUUACCAAGAUUGGAUAUAAAUAUCAUGGAGCAACAUUUAAAAGUCCAACAACAACAAAAAGACAAUUCACUUUUAUUAAAUCAAUACCAACUGCACCUAAAAUAACUAAAACAAAAACUCUAACAAUAUCAACAACAAAAAAAACAACAGCUUGUUCAACAAACCAACGAGUAAUAACCAACAGCAACAAUAAUAAUAAUAACAAUCCAACCCUUCCAUUUUAUUUAAUUGAAAAGAUUAUAAAAUACUCUUGGCACAGAUAUUAUUGUACUUGUGAACCGGAAACUAACCAAAAUGAUAGUCUUUUUAAGAAAUGUCAACAACUCUGUAAUGCCAAAUCGAAAUGUCCAAUUCACAAGAAUAGUGCUGUGCUUAAUCUAAUCAAGAGAAUUACAUUUAAAAGUUCUCAAGUCACAAACAUUCAAUCUAAAUUUACGAAUCAAUAUUGCCUUCUUGGUAAAUCUAUUGAAACUCUAACACUUGAUAUAGAUGAUGCCAAUUCGGAUCUAAAAUUCCCUCAACUCGAUCACUAUUCAAAUGUUAGUAGAUUAACAGCUGAAAUUUAUCAGGCAGAAGAUUCAUUUCCAUUGCUUGUUGAAUUUAAAUCACUGACAUCAUUGGAUAUAUCUCAAAUUAAAAUGUAUCCCAAUGGUUUGGUUAUGGAAGAAUUAAUUGAUGGAUUAAAGGACAUGUCACUCAAGAAACUCUAUUUUUGUGAAAAUCAGAUACCUGAAUCAAUCUUUGAAGAUUCAUCUUUAUCGCGAUCACUAGAAUCAAUAUCAAUCAAUGUCAAUGAUAUGUUAACAUACACCCCACGAUUGUUUAACCUGCCAAAACUUAGACAUAUCAGAAUCAUCAAUAAUAAUCACCAAACACCAUUUUACAAAGAUUUACUAACAAAAAAUUUUGGCUUUCCUUCCUCUCUCCCACCUGGUAUCCAAAAAAUAUCGACCAACGAUGCCAUUUGCACCAAAAUUUGCAUUCAUAAUCCACAAGUAAAAGAAUUGGUAUAUCUAGAAAUAGUUUUAAUUCUCUCUGUUCCAAGAGGGUUUAUAUAA
Messenger RNA from Cavenderia fasciculata, 2619 nucleotides. RefSeq lists its product as uncharacterized. The coding region runs from base 1 to 2619 and encodes 872 amino acids. NCBI's taxonomy places the organism in Eukaryota, Evosea, Eumycetozoa, Acytosteliales, Cavenderiaceae. The transcript has 4 exons. The record is from RefSeq and is a predicted model, not a curated record.